This is a messenger RNA of Halteromyces radiatus, 2161 nucleotides long. Its product is annotated as eukaryotic translation initiation factor eIF2A-domain-containing protein. NCBI's taxonomy places the organism in Eukaryota, Fungi, Mucoromycota, Mucoromycetes, Mucorales, Cunninghamellaceae. Gene Ontology annotation, biological process: translational initiation. Gene Ontology annotation, molecular function: translation initiation factor activity; protein binding; ribosome binding. Gene Ontology annotation, cellular component: cytosolic small ribosomal subunit. The transcript is spliced from 9 exons. Bases 81 to 1787 code for a protein of 568 amino acids. The record is from RefSeq and is a predicted model, not a curated record.
UUUUUCCACUCUUUUUUUUUUUUUCUUUUGUGUGUGUGUGCGUUCCUUUUGGUCAAGCAACUAUUUAAAAAGAAAUUAUCAUGUCUGAUCAACCUACCACUCAAUUCUCUUAUCGAUCUCAAAAGGAAUUGACCAUCUGGAGUGGUUAUCCUGAUUAUAAGCCCAUCAAAGGAUUUGAAAAACCUGAAACCACAACAAGAAUCUUCAAGUAUAGCAAAUAUGGUCAUGUCUAUGCCUAUGCCACCAGUGAAGGAGCCAAGGUUUUCGAAGCUUCUACUUUAAAACAACUUUGUGAUAUUAAGCGUGCCAAUCUUCUUGAUCUCUGGCUUUCUCCUCAAGGUAGUUAUAUGGCCACUUGGGAACGAUUCACCAAACUUGAAGAUGGAUCUGGUGCCAAAAAUCUUUGUAUUUGGGAUACUGCAACUGGUGACCAAAUUGCUUCUUUUACUCAAAAAGCACAAAACAAUUGGAACUUCCAAUGGACUGAUGAUGAAAAAUAUUGCGCUCGAAUGGUAUCUGGUGAAGUUCAAUUUUGGGAAAGCCGAAGUGUUGGCAAAGCUGUUUGGGCACGUCUGCAAUUAGAAGGUGUAAGCUAUUUCUCCCUUAGUCCUGGUAAGGCACCUGCUGUAGCUGUGUUCAUUCCUGAAAAGAAGGGUUGUCCUGCUGUUGUCCGAAUGUAUAGUAUUCCUUCUUUCAACAAUCCUGUUUCCAAUAAAACUUUCUUCAAGGCUGAUAAUGUACAAAUGUUUUGGAAUGAUCUUGGAACCAACCUUUUGGUAUUGACUCAAACUGAAGUGGAUAAGACUGGAAGAUCAUACUAUGGUGAAACCAAUCUCUACUACCUCGCUGUUGCUGGAAACUUUGAUUGUCGUGUACCUCUGGAUAAAGAAGGACCUGUACAUGAUGUGACUUGGGGUCCUGAUUCGAAAGAAUUUGCUGUUGUAUAUGGAUCUAUGCCUUCAAAAGCAACUUUGUUUGAUCAUCGUGCCAAUCCAAUCCAUAACUUUGGUAUCAGUCCUCGCAAUUUUGUCCGUUUCAAUCCUCAAGGUCGAACUAUUUGUAUUGCUGGUUUUGGUAAUUUGAAUGGUACUAUUGAUUUAUGGGAUCGCAAGUCACUUAAAAAAGUCAAUACAUUCUCUGCCCCCAAUGCUUCUCACUGUGAAUGGUCUCCUUGUGGUCGAUAUCUCAUGACAGCAACACUCACUCCUCGUUUACGUGUGGAUAAUGGAUUCAAAAUGUGGCAUCAUACUGGCACACUAAUCUAUGAAGAGGCUGUUGAUGAACUCUUCCAAGUGGGCUGGCGUCCUGAACCUGCAUCGAAAUACCCUGUCAUGCGUAACAUCUCUCCUGCUCCUGCACCUAUCAAAGUCUUACCGUCCAAUAAACCCGCUGUCACAAGUACAGCUCCCACUGGUGCUUAUCGUCCUCCUCAUAUGCGUGGUGGUGCUGCUCCUACUUCUCUUGCUGAUCGUGAAGCCAUGUUGAGCCGUGGUCAAUCUCCUGUUGGUUCUAAUAGACGUCAAGUUCCCGGUGCUGUACCAAAACAACAAACCAAAAAUGCCAAUGGACGAUCUCAACAAGCCAAUAAUAACAACAAACCAUCGCCUUCCAUUGCCGCCUUAUCACCAGAAGAAAAACAAAAAAAGAUUCGAAAUUUGGAGAAGAAAUUACGUCAAAUCAAUGAUCUGAAAGAGAAACAAGCAAAGGGAGAUUCUCUUGAACCAGCUCAGGUGCAAAAACUGGCAUCAGAAUCAACAGUAUUACGGGAUCUUGCUGCACUCAAAUAGAUUUAUACAUAACCUAUUGGAUCAAGAAGAAAAAAAAAACAAAAGCAUAUUAGAUAGCAUAUUGGCAUGUGUGUGUGUGUGAAUAGUCAUAUAGUCUUCUUAUUUUUUUUUUUCUCUUUUAUUUUACCUUUUUUUUUCAUUAUUUGUAUGAUAUCUAUUUUCUUUUGUUGUUUUUAUAUGCAUUGGAAAUAAAUAAAUAAAAGCAUGUUCUUUUUAUUAUUGAGCGUAUCUUUAUCUACAGUCUAUUUUCUAUCCCAUAGUCCAUUCGAUUCUUCAUCAUUGUUAUAUCUGAUAUCAUCAUCCAUGAAACAGAUUGUCAUCUAUAAAUGGCUUUUUCAUUCUUAAUACAAAAGACGAUGAUGAUGAUGAUUUGA